Molecule: messenger RNA, 2917 nt
Organism: Leptomonas pyrrhocoris
Lineage: Eukaryota; Euglenozoa; Kinetoplastea; Trypanosomatida; Trypanosomatidae
Exons: 1
Coding region: 164-2917 (917 amino acids)
Cellular component (GO): nucleus; ribonucleoprotein complex; cytoplasm
Molecular function (GO): mRNA binding
Source: RefSeq, a predicted model, not a curated record
GCAAGAGCGACUUUGGCGCAUCUCUACAUCUUUUCGAGUGCGUGUGUCUGUGUGACGCGCACACGGUAUUGCAUUCCUUUCUGUUUUCACACCUUUAAGACCCUUCUUCGCCCUCUCUCUGUCUGUGUGCGGCUAUUCGCUGCGCUAUCCUCCCACCUUCAUCAUGUCACGCGUGCGCAUCCUGAACCUGCCCAACGACUGCACGGAGGAGCAGCUGAAGCAGCACCUGAUCCGCACCGCACCGCGCGACGCCCCGCUUCUCGAGAUCACCGAUGUUCAGUUUAUUCGGCGGCCGACCAACGCGAGAGAUCGCGAGCACCGCAAAAGACACCAGCAGCAGCAGCAGCAGCGCGGCAGUCGCAGCACGACGCCGACGCUCCUUCUGCGUAUGGCCUUUGUUGGGUUCCGCACCUCCGCGGCCGGCCACUUCGUCGCCGCGUACUUCAACGACUCGUACUUCCGCAGCGCCCGACUGCGGGUGGAGUUGGCGAAAGGUCUGAAUGACGUCGGCGUGACGGUAAACCAACUGCGCAAGCAGCAGCAGGCGGAGAAAAAAUCGGCGCUGCGAGCCGAAAGGAAGGAUGCAGAGGAACAGGGGCAGAAGGACGCGUCACGGAAGCGGGGCCGCGACGGGGAUGCCGCUGAUCACAAAGCCGAUGCAGCGGACGCGGUGGCCGAUGGACUGACGCGGCGUCAGCGCGAGUUCGUGGACCUGCGCAGUAAAGCCACCGAAGGCCCUACCUGGGCUUCAGAGGUGCUGCUGGCCCCUGAAGCUCCGACAAGCUCGUCCUCUCUGCACGCGGCCAUGGGCGAGGAAGGCUCGGGGGGAAGCGGUGCGUCAUCCUCCUCCUCUUCCGCAGCGCCUCCCGACGUCGAUGUGAAAGCUGACAGCAGCGCGGCGGUGGACAAUGAAGAGACGGAGCGUCGGGCGCUAGCCCGCCAGCAGGAACUAGGCGAGGUGAACGAUAUGGAUUUCUUGGCUGGGCUGGGUGGUGGUGGUGGUGGUGACAAGGACGUUGUUGCGACAGCAGCGGUGGGUUCUUCAGGUGAUUUGGAGGAUGUCGAGCGCGAUGCAGACCGGACAGCAGAAGACAACGACGGAGGGGAGAAGGAAGGCGCGAACAGAAAAAUGCACGAGAAGCGUGACGAGGCAGCCGGAGACGACGCCUCCGCAGCGUCGCAGGAGGACAUCGCCCGUCUCUCCCGCCGCAUUCGUCUGGGCAACAUCGCGUACAUCGCAACGGAGGAGCAUGUCAAGCAGUUCGCCGCGUCCCUUGUGGGACCGGUGGAGGCGGUGCACAUCCCCCUCACGAAGGACACUCGACAGAACAAAGGCGCCGCCUUCGUCUCGUUCGUGUCCGCCGACGACGCGGUGCGUGCGUUGCAGCUGUGUCGUGGUGCCAUCCUCAUGGGCCGUCUGUUGAGGGUCAGCGCCGCAGAGGAGGACCCGCACAGCCGGCGAGUGCUGGAACGCGAAGCCGCCCUCGCCUCUGCAGCCGGUGGAGCAGGAGGCGGCGGCAACGGCGGCAAUCUCGCUGGCUCCUCGCAGUUCAAGAAGCAGCGCGAGUCCGAUCGACGCGGCGAGGGCGCGGCUGGGAAGGAUGGCACAGGUGGCCGCAUGACGUGGAACACCAUGUACAUGAACAGUCACGCAGCGGUGGACACGGUGGCGCAGCGGCUCGGCGUGCGCUCCGAUGACGUGGUUGGGGUAGGCGCAAAGGGUGCCGCGGUGCGGGCGGCCAUCGCGGAGGCGUACUUAACCAGCGAGGUGCAGCAGGUUCUGAGUGACGAGGGCAUCGCCUUCGACCUGCUGGAGGGGGCAACGCAGAACUUCCUGAAGGCGCGCUCGAACACGACAAUUCUGGUGAAGAAUCUGCAGCUGAAGGACGGGAACGACGCGGCGGCCGUGACGAAGAUGUUCGUGCGCUUCGGUGUGUUAGAGACGUCCGCGUUUCCCUCCGCCGGCACAUUUGCGCUCUUCCGCUUUACGCACCCGCAGGACGCACGGGUCGCCUUUACCCGGCUGUCAUACAAGCUCUUCAACAACGCGCCGUUGUUUUUGGAGUGGGCCCCCGUCGGUGCCUUGACGGAGGAGGGCGAUGCCAUCGCCGCAGCCGCUGCGGCAUCCGAUCUAGGCAUCACCGCACCCAACGCCGAUAGCGGCACCACCGCGAAGGAUGCCUCGGCCGCCGACUCGAUGGUGUGCACCCUCUACCUCACCAACCUGUCCUUCCAGACAACGGAAGAUGAGCUGCACGCCUUCCUGUUAGACGCCUGCCCACGCCUCGCCCGCUCCCCCGACACCCUCAUCACUCGUCUCGUCUUACAGCAGGAGCAGGGUCGCGCCUUCCUCACGGUGGCGGAUGAAAGCACUCUCGCCUACUGCGUCGCGAAGAUCAACGGCAAGACGCUGGCCGGCCGGGCUCUGUCCUGCGUCGUCAGCAAGCAAACAGCGCAGAUGCAACAGCACAAGCAGGCGCUUGCGGCCGAGGGCGACGGCACGGGCAGGGACGUGCAGGCGAGAGCUCACUACAGCCGUCACGCAGAGGCGGACGACGAUGAUGAUCCGACCAAGACGGCCGUCAUUGCACGCCGUCGCAACGACGAGGGCGGCGCGAACCCGCAGUCGAAGGUGCCGCCAGGCGGUGACCCGCUGAAGCUGAUUGUGAAGAACCUGCCCUUCGAGGCGACGGAGAAGGACGUCCGCGAGCUCUUCGCCGCCUUUAGUGAGAUUCGCACCGUGCGUGUACCGCGUAAGAGCCACACCUUCUCCUCGCACCGCGAGAACAACCACCGUGGCUUUGCGUUUGUGGAGUUCCUCUCCGAGGCCGAAGCGGCGCGGGCGCUGGAGGCGCUCAAGGCAACGCAUCUGUACGGGCGUCACUUGGUGCUGCAGUACGCCAAGUUGGAUGGCUAG